Molecule: messenger RNA, 2527 nt
Organism: Brachypodium distachyon (stiff brome)
Lineage: Eukaryota; Viridiplantae; Streptophyta; Magnoliopsida; Poales; Poaceae
Product: putative disease resistance protein At1g50180
Exons: 2
Coding region: 557-1069 (170 amino acids)
Source: RefSeq, a predicted model, not a curated record
ACGGAUGAUUCCAUGGGGCGCGCAUGGCAGCAACGGGCGCACGCUGACCGCGGAUUCUCGGCUAGGUAUCCGGCAAGGCGGAUGGAUUCAUGGAUUCAUUAUCCAUGGCGGCGGCGCGACGGAAGGAGGAGUUGUUACCCACGGUCGAUUCGAUCCCCUUCUUUCCUGCCGGCGCAAAAGCAAGAAUUAAUGAAAGGAAUCCGCUGCUCAUCAGCUCCCUUUCCUUCUGUCUUGCCCCACCCAAAACGAAAAAAGAAGAAACGCAGUACACUAGCCGGCCAGGGAUAAUUCUUUGCUUUGCCAACAUCUUGGCUUUCUUUGAUUCUUUCCUGUCCUACGGUUCAAGAAAAAGAAACAAAAGACAACAUCUUGUUGUUGCCUUUGCUGGUUCUACUCCUCUGCUGCAAGCAAAGUAUCAUCUUGGCUUGAGAUCCAUCAGCUAACCACAGACACUUCCGCACCACAUACCAUCUUGCUCCUUUGGCAUUGUUAGGAACCAAACACAUUCUGACCAACCAACCAACCAGAGAGCAAGACACACACAAAAAAGUUGGAGAUGGCGAUGGUGGCGGAUGCCUUUGCGUCCUACGUUGCCGACAUGCUCAAGCAGGCGGUGGAGGACGAGGUGGGGAUACUGCUCGGCGUUGCUGGCGACAUCGACAAGAUGGCCGUCAAGCUUGGGGACCUCAAGAACUUCCUCGCCGACGCCGACCGGAGGAACAUCACUGACCAGAGCGUCAAGGGGUGGGUGGCAGAGCUCAAGCGCGCCAUGUACGACGCCACCGACAUCCUCGACGACUGCCAGCUCAAGGCCAUGGAACGUGGAGAAUCCACUGCGGAUAAAGGGUGCUGCAAUCCCUUCCUCUUCUGCAUAAGGAAUCCCUUCCAUGCUCAUGACAUGGGUACCCGCAUCAAGGCGCUCAAUAAAAGGCUCAACGCUAUCAAACAACGAGGUGAUGCCUUCAGCUUCAUCAAUCUUGGGUUUUACGAGAAUCGUGGCCAGAUCAUGCAUGCCUCUGUCCGAGGACUUUGGAUUUUCACCCGGGAACCUAGAGCGGAGAUGUUAUGAGAGUACCUCGACAAGGCCUAAUGGAAGGGGAGAUGCGUCCAAAGACGUCACGACCAUCGUGGUCGGGCUAGCCAACCAAGGGUCUCCCCUGGUACCAAACCGGCACACCACCGGCACCGUGCUUUCUCCAGAGGCGACGAAUCUGGAGAGGCGAUGAGAACCGCAGCCAGCGGCACAGAGCCAGCCUCGCCGCCUCCAAGGACACAGCCAUCAAGGCCGCCGUCGCCAUGACCGUCGCGGCCAAAGCUGUCCACCGCCAACGUGACCAGAGCAGCCCGCCACCGCUGCCAAGGCCGGCCGCCGCCAUGGACAAGGCAUGGCCUGGCCGUGCGGUCGCUGGGAAAUCAUGCUGAUACGUGGAAAGGACCAGGGCCCAUGCCAGGGCCCACCGCCGCUGCACGGGUCCUGGUCAUCUUUGUUUGCCAAGUGGUUCUGAUCGGUCUCCCUCACCCUGAUCCACAAAAACCGGAAGCCCAACGCACCUCCUUCCUCGCCCUCGCCGGCGGCAGCGGGGCCAUAGCAAUUAGGCGGUUUCUGCAACUUGUCAACAACGGCGAAGGCCGGAUUCUGGCAGCGAUCCUUGUUGCGGUGGCCUGGCUUCCCCUGGCGGCGGCUGGCCCUGGCCGCAUCUUGGCGACGGUGGCAGGUUUCUUGGGCUGUGCAGCGGCGGCAGGCUGCUCUGGCCGCGUGACGGCGGCAGUGUGUCUGGCCACGGCGUGUCCUCCUGACAGCGAUCUGCCUGCCUGCCAGCGUCCUUGGAGGCGGCGAGGCUGGCCCGGUGCGGCUGUGGCGGGUUCGGCCGCUGCUUCCUGCGGCUACGUCUCUCUUCACCCCUGGAUCUAAGUCGGCUCUUCGUCGGCUUUGGAGAAGACGCGGUGCCAGUGGUGCAGGUUUGAUUCCGGGAGAAACCUUUGGUCGGCUUGCCCGACCACGACAACGGUGUCGUCUUGGACGUCUCUCUUCUUCCAUGAGGCGUUGUCGAGGUACUCCCACACCACCCUCGCUCUAGUUCUCGGGUGAAAACCCAAAGUCCUCGGACUGGGCAGUGGCGGCGCUGACAACAUCGCUCUUCCUCUUGGGGGCGCCGUUUGGGGAAUUAUAGAUCUGCGGGUGAAAGGAUCUUGGUCGGUGGCUGGGCACUUGCUCGUCUGGCUCUGGUUUGUGUCGUCGUUGCCAGCGCCAUUCUCUAUCCUGAAGAUGGCUUCGGCGGAAGACGGUGGCGACUGAUUUUGGAGUGUGCGCAUACGGCACACACUGGGAAUUAGUUUGACCAGUUGUGACUUCGUGGCCUCCGGAUUUUGAUAUUGGGCGGUGGUGUGCUGUCAGGGCAUACGGUCCCGAUAAUGGCCACACCUUUCAUCGGGUUAGGAGAUAUAGUUUGGUGGAUUUGGUGUAUCGAUGUAUUCAUUUUGCCAAACUUGUUAAAUAAAUAAUAAAAUGGCUGUGUGCGGAAGCAAA